AAGCAUUGGUGUUCGGAUGGGAGACGCGACGCGUAAACGUCACUUUGAGCUCACUGAGUUCUAUGUUUUACCUCACUUUCCUUAUUCUGAUAUUGGUUUGUUCUUGUCCUUAUUGAACUCAGUUGGGGUGGAUUGUAUCAAUGACACGCACAGAGUUUACACCUCCUUCGUUGCCAGGGCACUCGCUCUCACAUACGUACUAUACACCAAUUCCGGAUGCGAUUGCGUCUCAACCUCAGGAACCUGUAAGAUUAGGAGUAGACGAAGCUGGACGUGGACCAGUCCUUGGACCGAUGGUGUAUGGUGUGAGUUAUUGUCUUGCUUCGUACGAGCCUCAGUUGAAGGCGGAAUAUGGAUUUGCAGAUUCCAAGACUCUUAGUGAGGAAAAGAGAAGUUCACUGCUAGAGAUGAUGUGUUUGCACGAGCACGAUCUGAGGCAGAACGUUGGAUGGGCAAUUAGAAGUCUGAGUGCGUUGGAUAUAAGUGCCGGUAUGCUUCGUUAUAUCGAGGGCUCGCUGUCCAACUACAACUUGAACGAACAGGCACACGAUGCCACGAUGGACCUCAUUCAAGGCGUACUGGACCUUGGUGUUAACGUCGCAGAGGUUUACGUCGACACAGUGGGGCCACCUAUGAGCUACCAGGCAAAACUACAGAAACGAUUCCCACAGUUGAAGAUCACUGUUGCGAAGAAAGCAGAUGCGCUGUACCCCGUUGUCAGUGCCGCAUCGAUCUGUGCAAAGGUCACGAGAGAUUUCUCACUGUUGUGGACGAAGAAGGAACUAUACGGGGACUGUCAUGACGACGUACAAUGGGGCUCUGGGUACCCAUCGGAUCCCAAAACCAAGAAGUGGUUAGUUGAGGACGUUGACAAGCUAUUUGGAUGGGGGUCGGUGGUGAGGUUUUCAUGGGGGACCGCUAAGGAGGCCCUUAUUGGACAGAACUGUUAUAAACUUGAGUGGGAGGAGGAUAAUACCAAGUUUGACUAUGACGUUACCAAGAUGGGCAAGGCUGAUGCGGAAUUGAACAUGGAGUGGUACUCCAAGAGCUGUGUAUACUUUUAAUCUGACCUACACCUAGACACCUAGACACCCAAACACCACAACACCUAGACACCCAAUAGACACCCAAACACCCAAACACCCCAUCCCUCCCCCCACUCCGGCGCACGAUCUUCCAUU
Molecule: messenger RNA, 1181 nt
Organism: Williopsis jadinii
Lineage: Eukaryota; Fungi; Ascomycota; Saccharomycetes; Phaffomycetales; Wickerhamomycetaceae
Gene: RNH201
Product: ribonuclease H2 catalytic subunit RNH201
Exons: 2
Coding region: 141-1064 (307 amino acids)
Biological process (GO): mismatch repair; DNA replication, removal of RNA primer
Cellular component (GO): ribonuclease H2 complex
Molecular function (GO): RNA-DNA hybrid ribonuclease activity; RNA binding
Source: RefSeq, a predicted model, not a curated record